CGUUUUGCCGUUUGCCUGAUUGGCCUGAUUCGCUGCUCGAGGCUCGUUGUCUGGUGGUCCGCGCGUUUUGUGCACGGAAGGAACUUUUCAUCGACUCUACGCGGAUAGCUGAUUUGCGCGUUACAACAGCGCGUGCGGGACGUUGUGUGCCGGUCUCGUCUCGCUUUCUGAGCUCGCGCAGGGAAGUGUCCACCAUUGUUCCCGCUCACGGCGCAUUCAGGGCCCCUGGCGUCAGAUCGGUGAAACCCAUGUGCUUCCCUUGGUGCUGAUGUGUGUGUCUGUACGCGUUCUAUGACACGCUUCUAGAAAAGAACGGGCGCUUUCGGUUAGAAUGAUUAGACAGAAUAAACUCUAUUUUACGCGCUCGGCAGACGUAUUAAAGUAAGCAGGACCUCGUCAGGUAUGGACAUGUGGCAGCAGUGGAGUGCCGCGCAGCCGGUGAUCCCAACGGCAGGACAGUCUUUUGUGCCCAACAUCGGCGUCUUGGGAACGGUAGGAUGGCCGGCGGCCGCCGCCGCCACAGCCACCCCUCAACCGGCAGCCGCGGUGUCCUACGCAUGGCCGCAAGCGUGGACUGCCGCCGCGGCCACAGCGACAGGUGUGCCCGUGCCGCUAAACGCGGCAGCAUCGCAAGGUGCCGUCCCGACGCCGCUGCAAGCCGAUCCCGCCGCCGCCGCCGUCGCCGCCACCAACACCACCACCGCCGCGCAAGUGAACAGCGCAGCGCCCGCCGGCGCCCCAGGGAACGCGUCUGAAGCCCCGCCGGCAGCAGAGGAUUCUGAACGUAUGCAGCAGCUGAAGAACCAGGCCCAGGCGUGGCAGCAGGCCCAGCAGCAGGCCUGGCUCGCCUGGUCGCAGCAGUGGGCCGGAUGGACGUCUGCUUACGAGGCCGCAGCCACCGGCCAAGCCGCAGCCGGUCAGCCCGGCACCCAGGGUCCCGGAGGAGUCCAGACCCCGGCGGGGACUCCGGCUGCAGCAGCAGCAGCUGCUCAGGCCGCCAAUGCCCAGAUGGCGCAACAGGUGGCCCAGAUGGCCGCAGCGCAGAGUGCCGUAGCAGUGCCGAUGGCGGGCGCUCCGGCAGCGGAUGCAGAUGACGUGGAGUUUGAGCGGCAGUUCAAGGAGUGGGAGAAAAGCUUUGACCAGUGGCUCACACAGAACCGGGAGCAUCCGGACAAGGAGGCCUUUGCACGCUACGAGGGCCAGUGGAAGCAGUGGCGGCAGCAGUUGCUGGACCGCCGGCAAGAGAUGCGUCGGCAGAAGGGACUAACGCAGCAGACGCCUGCCACACAGGCAGGCUCGGCAGUGACCCCAGGACACGCUGCCCUCCAGGCUGGUUCUCCCGCCAUGCAGCAAGCCAUGGCCCAGCAAGUUGCGCUCCAGGCCAUGAGCCAACAAGCCAUGGGCCAGCAGGCCAUGGCACAACAAGCCAUGGCACAACAAGCCAUGAACCAACAAGCUAUGAACCAACAAGCCAUGAACCAGCAAGUCAUGAACCAGCAAGCUAUGAACCAGCAGGCAAUGGCACAGCAAGCAAUGGCGCAGCAGGCUAUGGCCCAGCAUGCUAUGAACCAGCAGGGCAUGGGGCAACAGGGGAUGGGGCAGCAGUCCAUGAACCAGCAUCCGAUGGGGCAGCAUUCCAUGGGGCAGCAUUCCAUGGGGCAGCAUCCCAUGGGGCAACACCCAAUGGGACAGCAUCCCAUGGGUCAACACGGCAUGGGGCAGCAUCCCAUGGGCCAGCAGUCGAUGGGGCAGCAUCCAAUGGGCCAGAUGGGACAGCACCAGAUGGGGCAGCACCAGAUGGGGCAGCACCAGAUGGGGCAACACCAGAUGGGGCAGCACCCAAUGGGACAGCAGGGCAUGGAAGAGCGGCCGAUGGGACAGCAUGGCAUGGAACGGGAUGCCAUGGAACAGCACGGGAUGGACCAGUUCCCUCAGCACCGGCCCGACGGGAUGUACAGACCGGGGCAGCGUGGGCCGAUGGAGGGAGACAUGCCUUUCUCGGGCAGGGGGCCGGAGGGACGCUUCCCGGGACACUCAAGGGGCCCCUCGCGAGGCUUCCCUGGGGGACCCUCCAGGGGAGGCCCCCCGAUGAGGGGAGGGCCCCACAUGAUGGGCGGGCCGCCGAGGGGGGGCUCGACUAUGGGUGGUCCCUCCAUGGGUGGGGGUCCCCCUAGGGGCGGUCCGCCCAUGGGUGGCCCUCAGAGAGGGGGGCCACCGAUGGGAGGGCCCCCUAGGGGCGGGCCCCAGAGAGGAGGGCCUCCAAUGGCCGGGUCCCCCAGGGGGGGACCACCCAUGGGCGGGUCCCCCAGGGGAGGGCCUGUGAUGGGAGGGCCUCCGAUGGGAGGGCCUCCGAUGGGAGGGGGGCCUCAGAGAGGCGGACCCCCUAUGAGGGGCGGUCCUCCGAUGAGGGGGGGUCCCCCGACAAGGGGCGGUCCCGGGGGCAGGGGCGGUCCCCCAAUGAGAGGCGGGCCCCCAGGUUCUCCGCGGGGGGGCAGGCCCUUCGGCGGUCCGGGCCGCGGCGACCACUUUGGGCCCCCCUUGGGCGACCGGCCCCCCGAAGAAAAGGGGGACGAGUUUGGGCGCGAGGAGUUUGACCACCCGGACAGCGAGAGGUUCGAGGCGCCCCACGAGGAGUUCGGGGGUCCUCCCCGCAACGACUUUGGUGGCCCCAACCCGGACAAGUUCGGUCCCCCCCGUGGCGACAAGUUUGGCCCCUCGCCGGACGAGGACUUCCGGGACCCGCGGGACGACUUUGACGCGCCCCACAAGGAGUUUGCGGGCCCCCCCCAUGGGGAAUUUGGAGGGCCGCCCCGACAGCAGCAGCAGUCGCCGUAUGUCUGGCGCAGCCCUCACCGUCCCCCGGGCCCCAGAGGUCCCUGGCGUGGGGGCCGUCCCCCGAUGCGCGGCGGUCUUGGCCCCCCAUCACAGUUCGAGCACCGGCCGGAGUCCCCCUGGGCACCUCCCCCCGAUGGAGCGAGGGGCGGGGUUCACAGAGGUGGCUGGGGCGGACCCAUGGGCCCCCGGCCGGACUGGCAGCCCCCCCCGGAGAAGCGCUGGAGGGGGCCUGAUGAGGGACGCCCCAACGGGGAGCCCCCGUCUGACGACCUCGACGAGGGGGGACCGGAUGGCUUGGACGCCUCCGAAGAGCCCCAGCCCCCUCCCGGAUUCGGAGAGCCCAAGGACGGGGACGAGCCCAAGUCGGAGCCCAAGUCGGAGCCCCCUACCCCGGAUAAGAAGCCCCCGGUCUCGGAAAGCGCUGCCGAUGCCGCCCCGGCUUCCAAGGGGCCCAAGGACGGACCCGGGGACAAGGGGGAGCAGGCCCCCCCCAGAGGCCCCCCCAAGAGGGAGCCCACCCCCGAAGUGGACGACUCGUUUGCUGAAGACCACUGGGACGGCUUUGAAGAGGGUGGGCCGUGGCCCCCACCAGAGGAGGGUCCCUUCGGCAGGCCGUGGGGGCCAGGACCCCCCAGGGGCAUGCCCAUGCGCAGACCCCCUAGAGGCUUCCCCAUGCACAGACCCCCCAGGGGGUUCCCACCGGGGAUGGAUCCAGGACCCCGUGGACCAAUGCGCGGAGGUCCCGCUCCCCGGGGGCCCCCUCCGAUGGAGUGGGACGUGAGGAAGCCCUUCCCGCCGGACUGGGGCCGCGGCCGCAGACCCCCUCCCCCCGGCUGGGGCCCCCCCCGGAGCCCCCACCACGGGCCGCCGGGCCCCCCCGAGUGGGACCGUCCCCCCAGGUUCCCUGGGGGACCCGGAGGUGACUGGGACCACUGGCCGCCCCCUUGGCCCGAGGAACCUCGCGGACCCCCGCCAGAACCGACGUGGGAGCCCGAAGUGAUUGACUACGGCCACCGGCCCGCGGAGGUUCCCGCCGGAGGAGCCAAGUUUGAAUCGUUCGACUAUGGCCAUGGUAGGACCGAAGAGACCAAGCCCGAACGCAAAGUGCUCGACUACGGGCACGGCGUGACGCACUCUUUGAGGCCGCCGAUGCGAUCUCCACACCUGGACGAUCUUCCGCGACGUGGGUCCCCGCUGAGGCCCUCUGCCGAAGGGCCGAGGUCGCGAGAGGCGAGUCCGCCCGUGCCCGUGGGGCCCAAGCCGGUCCUCGUGGAGGACCUUCUAGACCUGCCGGGGCGGGAGUCUCGUCCCCCGCUGCUGUGCGUGCUCGUCCGGGGGCCCCCCGGGUGCGGCAAGUCGCGCCUGGCUCGGCUGAUGAAGGAGCGGGAGGCCCAGGCGGCCGGUGGGGUGCCCCCCCGCGUCCUCUGCCUCGACGACUACUUCAUGCAGGAGGUGGAAGUGAACGACCUCGACCCGGACACCGGGAAGAAGGUCAAGCGCAGGGAGUUCCGCUAUGAGUACGAGGCGGAGAUGGAGGAGGCGUACUGUGGCAGCCUGCUCAAGUCGUUCCGCAAGACGGUGGACGGCCGCCUCUUCCCCUUCCUGCUGGUGGACGCUGUGAUGUCCCAGGCUCGCCAGCUCGAGCAGUUUGCGGGCUACGCCAAGGCACAGGGCUUUCAGGUUUAUGUGGCACAGCCAGGGUCUAUGGAUGCGGAAGAGUGCCACAAGCGUAACAUUCACGGCCGGUCUCUCAAGGACAUCACUCGGAUUAUCAAGUCGUGGGAGCCCACGCCAAGGCAGUAUCCAACCCUAGACGUGACGUCUCUACUAGCGGAGCUCAGCCCAAAUGGAAACGGCACGGAGGACGCUGCCACUGAGGACCAGUCGCAAGAAGACACAACCCAGGAGGAUAAUGAGGACGAAGACGAGGAUGUGCACAAGCCAAGUCGGUGGGAGCUGACGGAUGGCGGAACAGCAUGCACGGGCGAGAGGCUAUUACGGCUGGAUGGUCUGAGCAGUCAACGCCUCAAACAUACCUCUCUGGACGACUACCUCCAGUUGCCGGAUGACUACGAGGAGCGACAAAGCCAGCCAGGAAAGAAGAGGGUACGCUGGGCCGACAUUGAGGAGAGCAAGCAGCAGAAGCGCAUGCGGGACAUUGGCUUCGUGGUGGGCCAGACGGACUGGUCCAAGUUCACAGACCCCAGUCAAGCCGAGAAGGCACUCACACGCACCAAGUACAUCUGAGGGGGGAGGCCCCCCUUUUUUAGAAGGACACCCAUAAAGGACGUUUAUCUCUCA
Molecule: messenger RNA, 5136 nt
Organism: Ixodes scapularis (black-legged tick)
Lineage: Eukaryota; Metazoa; Arthropoda; Arachnida; Ixodida; Ixodidae
Product: YLP motif-containing protein 1
Exons: 19
Coding region: 403-5082 (1559 amino acids)
Biological process (GO): regulation of telomere maintenance
Cellular component (GO): nucleus
Source: RefSeq, a predicted model, not a curated record